AUGCCAGCUCUGGUGCGGCGCCUUCUCAUCUGGGCGGCAGCGGACGGGCUGGUCCUGCAGGCACAUGGUCCUUCUGAGAACCACAGGGCGAUUCAAAUCGACUACAAGAACCGGCAGAUCAAAGAGCUCCCUUCUUCGGCCUCAAAUAAUGGAGGUGCUGCGACACCGCUUGAGGCGCACGGCAUCAUUGGAUUAUUGUCGCUGGCGUCGUCGACUUUUCUGAUCGCCAUCACGCGCCGUGAGCAGGUCGCGCAGAUCUUUGGGAAGCCGGUCUACGUGGUCACGGAUGUGGCGCUCGUGCCACUGUCGUCGCAGGGUGAGGCGGACAAGGCUAUCUCAGCCAGUGUCGCUUCGAAAAGCCGUGGGACGAACGAUGCGGCUACGAAUACUGAGUCGGAUUCAGAAUCGGAUCUGAGUGACGAUGGCUCCGAUGAGCAUGCACGUGCUGGUACUGCUGCCGAUGGGGAUGGAGAUCCACAUGAUGCGGAGCCGGAGACACCAAUGGACGAUGUCAGGCCGGAGCAGGCACGUACGACGUCUAGCACCAGCAUUGCCAGAGAUGUGAUUGCGAAUCGUGGCCAAUAUGGACGUUUUGCCUCCCAAUGGUUCUCAAAGCAGGGCUGGGGCGUUGCCAAGGGUGGGAAUAACUCAUCAACAUCAAUCUCUUCUACUAGGUCAAAGGAUGACACUGCUGGAAAUGCUAAAGAAGGAGGUGCUGCUACAGCCGCCACGGUGAAUUCUGAGUCGGCCAAAGAGGCGGUCGACCAGGAUGAUAGGGCGCGUGACAAGGAACAAACAGUCGCUGAGAACUCUAUCGCGGAUGCAUUACCGAAGAUUCUAAGGACCACGAAAAUGAUAUUGACGUCGAGGAGUUACUUUUUCUCCUACGAGUUCGACUUAACGCGGAGACUGGCGCUCUUGAAUGGUGCUUGUAGGCCUCCUGCACGGGAGUCUUUGGACCCUUUGUAUUUCUGGAAUCGACGACUUGCUGGUCCGUUCUUUGACAGCCGGCAAGAUGCUUUUUUAAUGCCGAUUAUUCAGGGGUUCGUCGGUCAGAGGGCCUUUGUUGUCAAAAAGACAAAAUCAGAGGAGUCCGAGUCUGCUGAAGUCGUUGCUGCCAAUCAUGGUGAGCAAUCGGGUGAGCUCGAACAGGCAGUCGAUAAAGCUAAAGAAGGGCUGGCCAAUUUGAGUGGGGAAUCACAGUCGUACUUACUAACUUUGAUAUCUCGACGAUCGGUCAAACGAUCUGGUCUUCGGUAUCUGCGGAGAGGCAUCGACGAUGAUGGCAAUUGCGCAAACUCGGCGGAAACCGAGCAGAUUCUCUCAGCACCGGAUUGGUCAUCGACAAGACGCAUUCUAUCCUUUGUGCAGAUACGAGGCUCGAUCCCACUAUACUUCUCGCAGUCACCGUAUUCAUUUAAGCCCAUUCCGAUCCUGCACCAUCCAGCGUCCACAAACGAAGCCGCACUCAAGAAGCAUUUUCAAGACCUCAAGAGACGAUAUGGAAAGGUCCAAAUUGCUGCGCUUGUCGAUAAGCACGGGACAGAAGCGGCGAUUGGUGAAGCAUAUGACAAGACCAUCCAUUCCCUGACAGACACCCAUCAACUGGAGGAUGUUGAAUUCGAAUGGUUCGACUUCCACGCCGAAUGCCGUGGCAUGAAGUUUGAGAAUGUGUCUAGACUGAUACAGAAGCUGGAGAAGACGGUUGAGGCGUACGGGGAAACGGUGGUCUUGGCCAGCCAAAUUGAAAAAACACAAUCAGGAAUCAUCCGUACCAAUUGUAUGGAUUGCCUGGAUCGAACCAAUGUUGCGCAGAGUGCGUUUGGGCAGUUCAUGUUGCAGAAAGAUCUGGCCAGUGAGGGGUAUUCGAUAGAUCUACUGCACGACGAAAGCACGACGUGGUUCAACACAUUAUGGGCGGAUAAUGGAGAUGCCAUCUCGCGACAAUAUGCCUCUACAGCGGCGUUGAAGGGCGAUUUUACUCGAACACGGCGGCGAGACUAUCGUGGUGCGCUGAAUGACUUCAGCUUGACGUUGACUCGGUACUACAACAACAUGGUCAAUGAUUACUUCUCACAAGCAGUGAUUGAUGUGCUCUUGGGAAAUACGUCUUGGAAGAUGUUUGAAGACUUUGAGAGCACGAUGAUGAGAGCGGACCCAGGAAUAUCGAUUGAGAAAAUCCGGGAAACGGCAAUCGAGAAUUGUGCCAAGCAGGUCAUUCAGGACGAAAGCGAGGAUUUGAUCCACGGCUGGACCAUGUCGACGCCGUCGCACGAGAAUACGCUGCGCACUUUACCGUUUGAAGAAGCGGUCGUUCUGUUGACUGAUGCAGCACUAUAUUGCUGCAAGUUUGACUGGACGACCGAGAAGCUUGCAUCGUUCGAGAAAGCCGAUUUGAGGUCCAUCUCCAAGAUUCGAUAUGGCACUUAUAUCACAUCGACACUCUCAGAGCGGGCAAUGAAAGAAGAACUGAACGCUGGAGUGGUGAUUGUGUAUCAACCAGGCAAGGAAAGCAUCAUCCGCACAAAUACCAGAUCACUGCAAAAUGUUGUUGCCCAGAAAGCUGACGGGUCCUCGUCCUCCGACAAUCGAAUCGACGGUGGUACAGGGAUUCUCUCCUGGCUGGCGCCCUCAUCGCCUCCAACGUCGAGGACGAUCGCCAUCAAAGUGAUCCCCACGGCAGCGACGACGACGACAGAAGACAUGGAGUCUUCAACGGCUUCAGGUCGGUCAGAGUCAGCUUUGCAGACAGCUCAGACGGUGGCCGAGGAAGUCCAACGAGCGAUCACUGGUUCAGCCACUGUCUCUACAUCUACAUCAGGGGAGGCUGAUACGCAUAAGAAGGAUGGCCUAGUCGAGCAUGAACCCAUUAUUUCGCUGGCGGAGGCGAAGAGGCGGACGGGUUAUCUUGAACAGUUGGGGCAUUCUAUCAAGAAAUUGGUGUGGACUUGA
This is a messenger RNA of Exophiala bonariae, 2952 nucleotides long. RefSeq lists its product as uncharacterized. Lineage: Eukaryota; Fungi; Ascomycota; Eurotiomycetes; Chaetothyriales; Herpotrichiellaceae. Gene Ontology annotation, cellular component: endoplasmic reticulum. Gene Ontology annotation, biological process: phosphatidylinositol dephosphorylation. The record is from RefSeq and is a predicted model, not a curated record. The transcript is spliced from 2 exons. Bases 1 to 2952 code for a protein of 983 amino acids. Gene Ontology annotation, molecular function: phosphatidylinositol-4-phosphate phosphatase activity.